Messenger RNA from Erythranthe guttata (spotted monkey flower), 2025 nucleotides. NCBI's taxonomy places the organism in Eukaryota, Viridiplantae, Streptophyta, Magnoliopsida, Lamiales, Phrymaceae. The record is from RefSeq and is a predicted model, not a curated record.
UUAUGCCUUGGCACUGUGUGAGAAUGGUAGUUGGGUUUCAAGAAUAUCAUUGUAUUGUCUGAGAUCUCCAUGGAAGCAGCUUCAGAGAAAAGAUGAGAACAGCUUCUGCUCGUUCGAAAUCAAGACCUUCAAGCAAAUUCGUCCCGACUUCGAAAACGGUGCACAAACUCCUCAAGGAAUAUUCCACGAAGCUACUCGACCUCAACGUAUUCACGGAGCAUCUCGAAAAUUGGGUGACGGAGUACAGUGAGGGCCCACUCAAUUUCACCUCCCCCUUCUCACUCGAUGAACUUCGCACAUUCGACUUUGCAUUGGAGGGUGUUUUAUUUCAGCAGUUAAUACGCAUGCCUUGUCCACCUCAUCACCCUUCGGACAACAACCUUAAAGAAGACGAGUUUCUUGCGCUCGAAGAUUUUCUCCACACCGCCGCACAAGGACUAUGGCAAACUUUUUGGCACAAGAACAAGCCUCUCCCGUUUUUCCUAUCUUACCCUCGAUAUAUAGGAUCCAAAUUCUACACUAUCGAGAAGGCGAAAUCGAGGGGGAGGCUCGGUGGGCUUUGUGGGGCCGCUUGGACGUCGAAAAGUAAAGCUCGUUGGGAUGAUGUCGUCGAAUUUGUGUUGUUCAAACAAAAUCUUGACGAAAAUGCCCUUUCUCCUAAGGUUAUUUGUGAAGCUCUCUUCUAUGGUGUUCAUAUGCUGUUUUCGAGGAGUUUGAGUGGGUACAAAAGUGUGGAAGAAACCGAUUACGUUUUUGUGUCUAUUCUCGACUCGAAAUACGGAGGUGUUGUGAGAAUUGGCGGUGAUUUAGGCAAACUCGAGGUCGAUCUGAGCGACCCUUAUAAGUCCAUGGCCGAGUGGAUCACGCGUCAUGCUGACGUCAGCGUCUCUUGUGUUGACCGAAUAUGGAACGGGAUGGGGAAUGUGAAUUGGGGGGCCCGUUUGAGCCUUGUUUCUGGAGACAUGUUGCUGCUGGAAGAUCGGAACGAGGGCUUAAAGAGUUUUCGAGUAGAAGAGCUUGUUAAUGAUGGUGGUGGAAAUAGUAAUUUUUCGUAUAUUGCCGUCGCGGCCGACUCCUGCACGGCGGAGGUGUUGAAUUUGUUCGUCGGGGCCCACUCGUCCCGUCUGGAGCCCUCAUGGGAGGACAUGAAUCUUUGGUACCAAGUGCAACGGCAAACGAAAGUACUCAAUAUCUUGAAAGAAAACGGUGUUUCGAGUAAAUGUCUGCCCGAGAUUAUAGCUUCGGGCCGGGUCGUCCAUGCGGGCCCGUGCGAUAAGAAGGGCCCGAACGGAGUUUGCGAUCACCCGUGGUGCGGUACGCCGGUGCUCGCCACGUGCCCCGUCGGAGAUCCGGUUUCUUGUGUUGUCGGCCCGUUUUCGAGCGACGAAGCGACCCGUUUAUGCCGGGAUUGUUUAGCGGGUUUGCGGAGCGCGAAAACGUUAAAUAUCCUCCACGGAGAUAUCCGACCCGAGAAUGUGAUCCGGGUCGACGAGUCGGGAUUCGUUUUGGUCUCGUGGGGCCGGGCCGUAUUGGAGGAUCGAGAUAGCCCUUCGCUAAAUCUACGUUUCUCGUCUACCCACGCCCUACAACAUGGGAAGUUGUGCCCUUCUUCGGAUAUAGAGAGUCUCGUUUAUCUAGUGUAUUUUGUUGUUGGUGGAUCAAUGAAGGAGCAAGAUUCGAUAGAGUCCGCGCUGAGUUGGCGGAGGAGGUGUUGGGAGAAGCGUGCUAUCCAGAGGAAGCUGGGACAGGUGUCGCCUAUCCUGAAGGCGUUUGCCGAUUAUGUGGACAGCGUUUGUGGGACAACGUACGCCGUCGAUUACGAUGCUUGGUUGAGGAGAUUGAAUCGGGCCGUUGAUGGAUCGGACGACGGACGGGGUAAAAUGGUCGAAGAGGGGGUGAGGGUUAUGUGUGUGGCUGAGUCUUCGGGAACUUCUGGUGGUGGAAAUUCUUUGUGAUUUUUUUUUUCUUUAAUUUUCCUUGAGGAGUUUUUGAAUUGAUUGAUAAUUGCAUUUCAUUGAUUCAUUA